Messenger RNA from Symsagittifera roscoffensis, 2200 nucleotides. RefSeq names its product ileal sodium/bile acid cotransporter-like. Gene Ontology annotation, cellular component: membrane. Bases 523 to 1965 code for a protein of 480 amino acids. The record is from RefSeq and is a predicted model, not a curated record. Lineage: Eukaryota; Metazoa; Xenacoelomorpha; Acoela; Convolutidae. The transcript is spliced from 6 exons.
GGUUUUUUUUUUUGGUAUAUAGCUUCAAUGAAAAUGGCAAUAAUAAGACUUUUAUUUUGAAAGUGCAAAUAAUGAAUAAGGUCCUAAACCAAAGAGCCACUUGAAAGUUCACAUCAAUUAGGUUCAAAUUGCUUUAUGGAGUUUGACCGUAAUUCUCAAUCCAAAAAGGGGUUAAUUUCGAUAUUGUUUGUUCGAUCUAAAAUUACUCCUAUUCAAGGACUGCGUUCUAGUUUUUUUUCGAGUCACUUCAAACGAGUUUUCCAAUCUGUUGGUGGUAACUUUCGGUCAAAUAGCCCCACAUGGCAAUUCGCUGGUAAGUUGUUUCAACGAAACGUGAAAUCUUCUCUGAUGAUCGGCCGAGCGAAGAAUUACUCAUUCAUAUCAGAGACAUAUCCUUCCAACCAUGAAGCUGAUGAAACCAUAUGUUGGUAAACUUGACUAACAAACCAUAUCUUCAAAAAUAUCUGGAUUAAUACCAUUUGAAUUUUUUUUUGUUUCAUAAAAGGUUAACAGAAAAUUGCAAUGUUUAGCACUUCGAAUCAACGAACACACCAUAUCUAUCAAGCUUCUCAGCUUCUGAUCCUUUGGGCACUAAUUGGUACCAUCAACGGCACCAAUGUUAAACUCGAAAUAAAAAGCAACACCGAGGAAGAUCAGCCAAUUAAGAUAUACGAAGACGAAGUGUAUCAGUUCUCGGUCUCUUCUUUUCAGGCCCUGGUAGAAGAUGUAGUGUGUGAAACAAACAAAAGAGAAGUAAUAUCCCUGGAAAAGAUUUCGCAGGCUGGGAACAAUGCCACUUUCAAAUUUCUCGCACGUAGGCUGGGCGUCGCCGAAGUAUCAUGUGGGUAUGAGAGGGGAUCAGAUGUGAAAGGAGACGACGCAGAAGGAGUAGCUGAGUUGGAUGUGUGGGUAUUGAGAGCCGAGACUAAAAUAGACAUGUUCUUCCUGCCCUACGUGUUCCUCAUGGUGGCCAUAUUCAACCUCGCAUUCGGCACAGAGAUAGCCCUGAAUGACCUCAAGUUCAUCCUCAGAAACCCCCUGCCUCUAUUCACUGCAGCUGUCUGCCAGUUCAUCAUACUACCACCUAUGGGUCUAGGGGUGGCCAAGUGGAUGGGCUAUGACGUGGAUGUGGCUCUGGGUAUGUUGAUGGUGGCAUGUGCUCCAGGUGGGGCCCAGAGCAACGCCUUCAGCUACUUGGUGGACGGAGAAGUGCCCCUCUCCAUCGCCAUGACGUUCUUCAGCACUCUUCUCGCUAUAGGCACCAUGCCACUGAACCUGUUCAUCUACGGCCGCUUCAUCUCAGACGACCCCUCCUGGACAGCACAGGACAUUCCCUACCACAGACUGGGGGGCACUCUGCUUCUACUGGCAGUGCCCGUGUGCAUUGGCAUGUUGCUUCGCAGCUACUGUCCGAACUUCACCCGCAAAAUGAUGAAGAUCGCGAAGCCACUGAUCAGUAUUAUGUUACUCGUCUUUUUCUGUCUAGCCAUAUUCCGCAACCUGUUUGCAUUUGCACUGGUCAGUGUACGCGACGUCGCCGGAUCCUGUCUUCUUCCCUGUGGAGGAUUCAUCAUUGGGACUCUGCUACCUCUCAGUGCACAGCUGAGGUUCUCCAAGGUCAAGACGAUUGCUCUAGAAGUGGGCAUGCAGAACGCAGGCAUAGUAGUGGGAAUGUCUCUGCUUGCCUUUGAGCAGCCCCACGCCGACCUCAACGGGAUCCUGCCUAUCUUCAUGGCGCUUACUAUGAACUUCGUGGCCCUUCCACUCCUAAUAGCCCACGUGAUCACUAUCAAGUUCAGUCGCAGUUACCGUGAAUUGUGCAAGAAAGAUAGAGAGGCUCUUGAAAAUGAACGAAAACUGUUCGAAAAGGAAACGAAAGUGGCUGUUAAUGGCGAUAUGGAGGGCGUCGGCAUCAUACUGUCUACGGAAGCAGAUCAAAAGAACCCAGAUGGUGCGCUGAGUUAACUUAUAGCACUAAAUUCUGGACUAUGAUAUCAGCAAUAGAUAUGAUCUUCACAAAAGCUAUUCGCAAAAUUUAAUUAAUACUCUAUUUUCAAUCUAAUGUUCGGUUUGCGCUUUCAUUUUUCACGUUUAUUCAUCAAAACUAGGUGCGGUUUUUAAAUGGAAGUUCACAAGAUCUAUAGUUUUGCUCGGUAUCGAUCUUGAAAUGACUGAUAAAUAUAUGUAUACAAAUUAUAAA